AUGUAUUCCAGCAGGUUUCAACCCAUAAGCACCAUUUUUUUCAAGACUUUUACUCUUCAAGCACGCCAAUUUCGGAGAACCGCCGCCCAAAACCCGAACAAGGUAUCGUUGUACCUCCAGAGGGCAAAGCUCAUAGACUCAAUAAGGCAUUGUCUCCACUCCAAUUUACCCGAAUCCUCUCUUCUCAACAUCUUGAACAGUCCUUCUCUGGACUCAUUUGUUGUGACCAAUGCACUCCGUUCGGCCCCUUCUCCUGCCUCGGCUUUGUCCCUGGCCGAAACCCUUAAAAAGAUCGAACAUUUUUCUCAUUCCCAAGAUACCACACUUCACGCCCUGGCCAAGAUUCUCGCCAAAUCCGGGCAAACGGGCAGACUUGGAGCACUGAUCGACGCCAUAAACACCGGAAAAUUCACGAACGUGCGCUAUAUUAGUUACAUGGACCGAAUGCGGUGGUACGCAGAUGCAGGUGAUUUGGAUAGUGUCACUCGUGUUUGGGACGAGUGGAGAAGGUCAUUGGACAAGCAUCCUUGUACGGAGUCCUAUAAUAUUGUAAUGAAACUCUGCGUGGACAAGGGAUUGGACGAAAAAGCCCUCGACGUGUUUCGCAGCAUGAUCGAAGAAGGGGCGCUUCCUAAUUGCCGAACGUACACGGUAGUUAUUCAGCAUCUGAUUAAUUUCGAAAAACUCGAUUCGGCAGCCGAAAUUUUCCAGAUGCUGCCUCUGAUGAGAAUCAGACGAACAUUGAAGCAGUAUUCAGUGUUGAUCGAGGCUUUCACUAAAGCCGAUCGGUUAACUGGUGUGAAGACCUUGCUUGACGAGAUGCAGGCUGACGGGAUAAUGCCAUGUCGUUCCAUGCUGACAUCAUUGCAGCGAAUGAGGGAAAUGGGCUUUGUUGAUGAGACGGAGGAGUUGAUUAGCGAGAUGAUGCCGGACGAGAGGAUAACGUGCGUACAUUACUCGAUUUUCAGUUCGGAAGACGAUUAUGAAGAGAACGAGAGUGGCGGUAGUGUUUCUGGAGUGGAAAAAAAGGGUGAAAUUAUUCAGCUGAAGCCAUGGCUUGACCCGGCCGCCUUAGCUAGUGCAUUGAACGACUGGGAUUGUGAAAAGGUCUCUGCUUUAGAAGACGCAAAAUUCUUUUGGACAAGCAGGCUUGUCUGCAAAUUGAUCCGAAACUUCAAAUCGGCUGACACUGCAUGGAAUUUUUUCUGCUGGGUCGCCCGUCAGCCGGGGUUCGUUCACGACAUCUACACGAUAUCAAGAAUGAGUGCCAGGCUGGCACGUGAGGGGCGUGUCCAGCUAGUCGACCAGCUCUUGCGCAAAAUAAAAAAUGAGGGGAUUAGCCUCUCUUUCAGCACAAUCCGGAUGAUAAUCGAUUUUUACGGCUUUUCGAAGAAAGGCGAUGCUGCUUUAGACGUUUUUCGAAACUCGAACGCAGUUUGCAGGCCACUGUCCAAAAACGGUCGGCUGAUAUUGUAUUCGUCUCUCUUGAGAACAUUGGCUAAAUGCAAAAUGCAUGCGGAGGUCUUUGAAGUGCUUGAAGAGAUGUUUUUGGUCGGGCUUUUACCCGAUUUGCAGACUUUUUCAGGUUUAAUGCAUAAUUACGCUCUUCAAGGGGAUAUCAAGACAGUGCAGAGGUUGCUUGGUAUGGUGAGGCAGGGCGGGAUGGAGCCCGAUGCUUACAUGUACAAGGUAUUGAUUUGUGCUUACUGUAAAUGUGAUGGGGCUUCUCUUGCUUUGAGGGUUUUUGAGGAUAUGAGGAAUUCGGGCCUGAUGCCCGAUUUUAAGACUAAGGAGUUGCUUGUCAAGAGCUUGUGGAAAGAAGGGAAACUUAGAGAGGCGGCUCAGGUGGAAGAGGCGGUGAGUGAGGUGGCAGAUGGUGAUAUUCCACUUGCUCUGCCAGGGCAUUUGUAUACUGUCAGCACUGGAGAUCUUCUGAAAGUGUGCAAAUUGUAUUUCAGUAGUAUUGUUGGGGAAAGUCCGAGUGAGGAAAUAACGAAGUCCGAGUCGUUUGUGUAA
Striga asiatica is the source of this 2016-nucleotide messenger RNA. The record is from the annotation of a GenBank genome assembly. Lineage: Eukaryota; Viridiplantae; Streptophyta; Magnoliopsida; Lamiales; Orobanchaceae.